Nerophis lumbriciformis (worm pipefish) is the source of this 1731-nucleotide messenger RNA. Lineage: Eukaryota; Metazoa; Chordata; Actinopteri; Syngnathiformes; Syngnathidae. The record is from RefSeq and is a predicted model, not a curated record.
AUGCUGGUCUACGCUAAAGCCGCUAUGGGCAUCACCGACAACAACGUCACCGCGCCGGACCCUGUCACGCGAGAGGUAUUGCGAGGACAGUUGGAUGCAGUGGCCAAUGAGAUGGAGCAUACGCUCCUGAAAGCCUCUUUCUCAAGCAUCAUCACCGAGGCACAGGACGCCACGGCAGCGAUUUUCGAUGCCAAAGGCCGAACCGUUGCGCAAGCGUGCGCGCUACCCAUUCACUUGGGUGCACUCAGUGAAAUCGGUCGGCGGUUCCAUCGAACCUACCCGCCGGGUGAGGCUCAGCCCGGCGAUAUGUAUGUCACCAAUGACCCUUAUGACGGCGGGACCCAUCUGCCCGACUUUGCGGUGGCGGCACCGGUGUUUCAUCGAGGCACCUUGGUUGGCUAUGUCGCAACAAUGACCCAUCACCAGGAUAUCGGCGGAUCAGCUCCUGGAAGCGCCUCCACCGAUGUCUUCGAUCACCACUCCGAGGGCCUGCGAAUACCUCUGAUGAAGCUUGCAAGCGAGGGUGUUGUCGAUGCCGAUUUGGUUGAACUGUUCACUACCAACAGUCGAUCACCGCACAAUAUGCAUGGCGACCUGAACGCCCAGAUUGCCGGUUGUCAUACAGGAGAACGGCGGUUCCAGGCGGUUUUCGACGAACUAGGUAUCGGCGCUGCCGUCCAGGGCAUGAAUGCACUGAUGGACUACUCGGAGAAACUGACACGGCUAGCCAUUACACACAGCGAGCCGGUAGAAAUUCGUGUAGCCCUGACGGUCAAUGGAUCUGACGUCGCCUUCGAUUUCAGCGGCACUGACAAACAGGUUCGUGCCGCAAUAAACAAUGUCCCCUCGUCGUCGUUGUCAUGCGUUUACUUCGCCAUCCGAGCGCUUACUGGCGACACUGCGCCGAACAACGAUGGCUGUUACAGACCAAUAAGCGUACACCUACCACCAGGCACUAUCGUCAACCCGACCUACCCUGCGCCGGUCAAUGCCAGAGGCGUCGCGAUUUGUAGAAUGGUCGACGCCGUGAUGGGCGUCAUGUCGAAGGCACUGCCAACGAAAAUUCCAGCUGCUGGUUGCGGCCAUGCCAACAUCUUUCUUGCCGGCGGCGUUGAUGAUCAGGGCCGGCGUUAUACCGGUGCCCUCGGGGGGCCGCUACGUAGCGGCAUGGGUGCAAGGCCAAGCAAAGAUGGCAUUGACGUUGCCGACCACGAGCUUUCUAACGUUUUCCAUGUUCCAUUGGAAGUGACCGAAAGUGAGUUUCCUGUUCGCUACAACCGACUGGGUUUAUGGACUGAUUCUGGCGGAGCAGGCCGCUGGCGAGGCGGGCUCGGGUUUCUAGCCGAAGUCCAGUGGUUAGAAGGAAAGGCAAUUUUGUCAGUACGAGGUGAACGGCAUAAGUUUCAGCCGUGGGGAACACAGAAUGGUGGCCCUGCACCAUCUUGCCGAACCCAGAUUAUUGAUGAGGAUGGGACGGCAACAGUAGUGCCGGCCAAGAUCGUGCAACCGAUUCGUUGUGGUCAGUCCCUACAAUACUGGUCAACCGGUGGUGGAGGUUACGGUCAUCCGACCGAGCGUGAACCUCUUCGAGUUGUCGAUGACGUGCUCGACGGACGCGUCUCUGAGAAAGCAGCAGCCGACCUUUAUGGGGUAGUUAUCGGGAACGGCGGAUUUGACGCCAAUGCAACGAAGCGUACCCGCGAACAGAUGAAUGGUUCACAUGACACGUAG